Molecule: messenger RNA, 2367 nt
Organism: Poecilia reticulata (guppy)
Lineage: Eukaryota; Metazoa; Chordata; Actinopteri; Cyprinodontiformes; Poeciliidae
Gene: cd83
Product: CD83 molecule
Source: RefSeq, a predicted model, not a curated record
CAUCAGCGCCCUGGACGUCACUCCGCGUUUCUCCGACUGUUUUUCACUGUUUGGACUCCGCGUCUCUAUCUCCUCACCAACAUGAUGACUCCACACCUGCUGUGUGUUUCUCUGCUGCUGUCACUGAUGCGCUCGGCAUCCAGCAGAGCCGUCAGCGAGGACAUGCUGGAGGUUUUCACUCUCUCUGAUCAGGACUCUACCCUGAGGUGCACCGCCAAACAAACACCCGGGGUGCAGUACAGCUCCGUGAGGUGGUACAAGGCUGGAAGUGACUCGUCUCAUCAGCGCAAUGGUCUUCUGGCCAGAAGCCUCCCAAAUGGCACCACCAGAUGGUACAAAGACGUGACCAGGAAGGUGGAGCUGCAGGAUGAAUCCCUUGACCUCGUCCUGCCCAACGUGACGUGCAGCGACGGUGGAGUGUACCUGUGUUUUCUGGCUGCACCUGUGGGCCAGCAGAACCAGGAGGGGAAAGUUCUGCUCACACUGCCAGAUUGUCCUGCUGAAGCCACAGAAUCUCCCAUCGGACCUGAAACAACUUUGCUGACAGAUAAACUCAUGGUUAUUUUUGCCUCCGUGCUGCUGGUGCUCGCACUUCUCAUUUCCUUCUUGAGCUAUAAAUGUUUGAAGAAUACAGUCAAGGACAGAAAUCAGGUAGCCAAGAAAGAAAUCUUGCUGAACGCGCCGCUCAAGCCGCUGGAAAAGAAGGACUUGAUGCUGAUUUACACUUUGGGUCCCAAAAUGUCCAAGUUGCAGCACAUUUGUGUCUGAAGACUGUCUGAGAAAGACGUGACAAAAUCCGCCUCCUCCGAGGCAGCAAAAAUUCAGCAAGAAAGAAAGAGCUAUGGAGGGACGAUCAAGUCAAAGUGUCUGCUGGGUCCAGGACACGGGUCAGGACUUUGAUCGUCCAGAAUGCUUGGGCUGCUCCACUUCAGACCAGAAAGACGCACAGCAAGCUGUUGUUGCUUGGACGCUCCAUGCCUCAAUUAAAAAAAAACAAUAUAAAUGCACUAUUAGCCGCUUCAUACGCAGGACGUUUCAUGGCUAACAUCUAUUCGCUGGUGGAAACUCUGUUUUUGUCAGACUGCUGUUCUUACUGUGGUGUUUAUGCUCCAAAACUGGUGCUGAUCAUUUCAUCCUUUCACCAUUUCAUACCUUUAAAAAUAUAACUUUUUUUCAACCAUUCACCCAGGGAACAAUUCAUCCCAGUUUUGAUGGCUAGUGACUUCAAUCUAUUUUAUUUUAUAUUCAACUAAUAUACUUUACAGUAAAGAAAUGUAGUAUUAUUACUCUAGUAAUUAAUAUCAAUCCAAUUAAAUAAUUUGUGAGAUUGGAGCAUUUUUAUCACAAUUUGUCCCCAUAAUUUAAGAAAAUAAGUUACUAGAGUAAAAGAAAAGAUCGAUUUACUGCAGCUUAACGACAUGCAAACAAGACGGUUUGCUUAAAGGUAUGAAAUGGAAAAACAAAGGGUAGAAAUGAUAACGUUUAGGUUUGACAGGGGGAGUUAAUGUAGAGUAAACAGUCUUUCUUUAUUUUACUUUAAAGAUAUUCAUUUUGUGAAAAUGUUUAAUUGAAAUUAUGCUAAACAAAGAAAAAAAAAGUUAAACACUAGUUGACAAAUAUAUGCUGUUUAUUGUUGUGAGAUUACAGUGUAUAUUGGUAAAAGCUGCUACUGAGCCAUUCCAGAACUCAGAACUUGAUACCCUGAGUUCUAGUUUUAUGUUCUCAUACUGUGUGUGUGCAAAGGUGUGAAAGGUACAUUAUUUAUUAAAACUGGAUCUGAUUACAGUGUGUUUCAGGCUUUAGUGUUCAUGGUCUUCUUCCAGUUUGUGGAUUGUUUUGUUGGUGCAGAUGGGAAAAGCAUGAAACUGUGUAUGAGGGGGCGAACCAGACUAACCUUUUAAAUGCAGAACUGAAAAGUGAUGACAUAUAGAAACGCCCACAUUGUGUACAGAUUUAACUCUGGGGAAAGUUUUGGAUGUUGGUCUCUUAGUUCUGGAUUUCUCACGGGUUUGAAACUUUGAAAGCUAUUGCCCUGGUUUAACCUUGCAUGUUUUUGUACUUUGCCGAAGAAAUAAUGAAAUGUUUGCUAUUGCUAAUAGAAAGUCCAGUUAGGAAAGUAAAGUUUUAGCAGAGGAACCUAAUAUGUCAUGUAAUCAAUACGUAAAUGGGAAAAUCCAUCAUGAGCCUUUUUAAUCUUUCCGCUUGCUUCUUCAAACCAGAAAUGGAAAAAGGAAGUGAGAACACGCUGUUGAAGCUAAUACUGUGACGUAGAAUCUCUUACACAUGUCAUGUGCACUAGCACUUUUUAUUAUGUUUUAAUGGCUUUUUGGAAAUUACAUUAAAAUUGAAAUAAAAACUUCAAGCUAA